AUGAGCAUGUGGUUACGUUUCGCCUGCCUCGCAACUGGAGCAACGAGGGGUCUGGGCCUCCACGGCGCCGUCGCCUCUCCACUUCGGCCUCGGUUCCAGCAUCCUGAAAGAGCACAAGACAGCGAGGAGAAAAUUUUUAUCAGAUCAAAAGGUGGCGCCAAAGAGUGGGAUGGCGCGGACAGGGUAUCAGACGCGUCGAGUACUCGGUACAAGUACGUCACGGCGGCGAAGGAAGACGCAUCUCUGGGGCGUGGUGGCUGCUCGACUACUGCAUUGGCGGCGGAGACGACCGUCUUCUUGUCCAGGGCCAAGCAAGGAACGGUCGUCUCGGGGCUGUCGAAUGUGGCCCUCCACUAA
Messenger RNA from Purpureocillium lilacinum, 357 nucleotides. The record is from RefSeq and is a predicted model, not a curated record. NCBI's taxonomy places the organism in Eukaryota, Fungi, Ascomycota, Sordariomycetes, Hypocreales, Ophiocordycipitaceae.